Molecule: messenger RNA, 870 nt
Organism: Phialemonium atrogriseum
Lineage: Eukaryota; Fungi; Ascomycota; Sordariomycetes; Cephalothecales; Cephalothecaceae
Product: vegetative incompatibility protein het-e-1
Exons: 2
Coding region: 132-539 (135 amino acids)
Source: RefSeq, a predicted model, not a curated record
CUAAAAGGUCUUACCUCUGUCACUACUUAUAACUCUCCCACCUGUCCACUCUCAUCGAAAGCAUAUCAAACUCAAACACCCGCUUCACAAUCAAAGACCCCAAAAGUCCCACAAAACAAACAACCGUCAACAUGCGUGUCUCAGCAGCUUUCAUCACCCUCAUCUCCCUGGCUGCGGCCGCGGACUCCACCUCCUCCGCCGCCAGCGCCGCCUCCUCCGCGGCAUCGGCAGCCAGCUCUGCGGCCAGCGAGGGCUCGUCCAUCAGCUCUGUCCUGUCGUCCGAGGUGUCUAGCAUCGCCUCGAAGCUGUCGUCCGAGGGCUCGUCCAUCAGCUCCGCGCUCACGUCGGCCACCGGCUCGGCGGCCGCCAGCCUGAGCUCCGAGCUCGGGUCCGCCAGCACCGCCGCCAGCAGCAAGGGCGCCUCCGCAACCAGCAAGGCCACCAGCAAGCUCACCGGCACCAACGCCGCUCCCGUCCCCACCGCCGCGGCCGCCAUGGGCGCCCUCUUCGGCGGCGCCGCUCUUUUCGCGAACAUGUAAAGAAAGAAAGGGCACCGGUCCUUUUUUUCUCUUUGUCUUUCGCCAUUGCUGUUAUGGGGGAUAUCCGCGGCUCUAAUUGGGGUUGGGGGGAAAGAGAAGUGUUGUGUCGGGGGAUAUGCCGUGAAAAGUGGUGUGUUUGUGGCGGUCUCCGUUGUGGUCCCGAUUAAUCAUGGAAGUCACCCUUGCUACGGGACUCUGUUUGUAUGAACUACCUAGUCAUUACAACAUACUUUUCGAAUAACGAGAAAGACGAUUCUAGAGUAACGGAUUUCCUGUCGAGGCUGCUCCCAUAAUUGCGUGAUGUGCAUGUGGUGUUCUUCCCGUUCGGACC